CAUGAGCAAUCCUUUCAUCGAGACACAAUGCCUCCCAAAGCCGUGACAAAAGGGGCCGCUAUGAGCAGCAGCAGCAGGAUCCCCCUCCAUUUAAUUCGGCACGGUUGCGCCCUGGUCGCUUUUGGGCUGCUCUUCGGCUUCGUCGUGCCGCUGACGCCGUAUCCGCGGUUGGGCCUCACAGCGCACAUCCAGUUCUGCGUGGAGGGAACCAUGGUCCUCGCUGCAGGACUACUUCUCCAAUCCGACCCGUUUGCGAGCACGCGGAGCGCAUCCGCCAAGCCCGUUCCUCUGGCGCACAAACUGGGACCAUGGCAGUCACGCAUCAUAUACUUCGGCCUCUCGCUGAUUUGGGUCACGCUGCUGUCGGAGGCGGCGAAUGCUUGGUGGGGCACACAGUGGGUGCUCACGCAAGCCCAUGCUGCCGCGGGCUUGAAAGGCGAUGGGCCUGCGGCACAGUGGAUGGAAUUGGUGGUUGAAUACUGCCACAAGCCGCCCGCGGUGCUGCUUGCCACGGUUUUUCCAACAAUUCUUUACGCCCUCUUCCAGGAGCCGUAGGGACAGCCGGGCUUUCUGUCUGGUCGGAACCGGGGCACGGCGAAGCGGGAGUCCCUCAACGGAGAGAGUUCGGAGCUAGGUUAUGUGGAGCCGUUGCGCCCACCGACAGACAGGGCGCCGACGUCGUGAUCAUCUAGGCAGAUGAGUCAGGACGAGGAGGCAAGGCAGGACGCUUGCUUGUUCUUUGUCUUUUUUGGUGGCUUGUGAAUUCGGUUCGAUGGCGAGCAUUGGCACGAGCCGCAGCAAGGGCUCAAACAUUCCCGCGCCUACAUGCAAGCCAACAUGGCUGAAGCUCACUUCAAUUUGAGCCCCUCGCGGGUCUUGGGCGCCAUGAACCACCCAAGACUGAAUGGGCUCUUCCUAACGAUGUAGAGUUUGCUUAUAUACGGAAAGUGGUUGUAUUUGGCAAUGGCUCAUCAGCUGCAUCGUCGGCCCAAGGGUGCUUCUCACACCUGUACGAACGGGACCAGCUGCUGCUUGGCGCGGCUGAGAAACUGACGUGUGCGCGGCAAGAGAGCGCUCGGUAGUCCUUGAAAGAAGACCCGAUGCCGCCAAUAAACCCAACCUUUCUCCUGCGAUUGAAUGCUGGGGAGCUGGUUGGUCCCAUGACAUGCGGGGCGCAAAUAAGCG
Messenger RNA from Purpureocillium takamizusanense, 1185 nucleotides. RefSeq lists its product as uncharacterized. NCBI's taxonomy places the organism in Eukaryota, Fungi, Ascomycota, Sordariomycetes, Hypocreales, Ophiocordycipitaceae. The transcript is spliced from 2 exons. The record is from RefSeq and is a predicted model, not a curated record. Bases 28 to 555 code for a protein of 175 amino acids.